AUGUUCACGUUCGCUCGGCAGACGCAGACGCAGACGCUGAAGGUGACCCGGGCCGCAGAAGUUUUCCACACAACUCUGCAGGUGCUAAAGAGCCGUGUGAGACGCAGAUACAGCAGGGAGGCAGCAGAGCUGCUGCUGUGGGAGGAUGUCGCCCUGAUGUGGGAUCUGUCCCAGUGUCCUCCUGCUCCACUGCCCUCUGAGUGUCAGGACCCUCCCCACGAGUACAGAAGCAUCGACGGACGCUGCAACAACAGACUAAACCCUCUCUGGGGAGCGGCCAACACGGCGCUGGUCAGAUGGCUUCCAGCUGAGUAUGAGGACGGGGAGAGAGAACCCAAAGGCUGGAACUCGGAUCGCCUCCAUAACGGAUUUCUACUUCCCUCGGUGUGGGAAGUGAGUAAGACAGUCCUGCGGAGCUCUAUCAAACCCAGAGAGAAGGAGUAUUCCCAGCUGCUGGUGGAGUGGGGCCAGUACAUAGACCACGACAUCACUUUCACUCCUCAAACCAACAAGAUGAGCUGCCUCAGCACCUGCGACAAUGUGCAUCCGUGUUUCCCAAUCAAGACAGGAGACGGGUGCAUGGCCUUCCACCGCUCGUCCCCGGCCUGCUGUCUGCACCCUGACCUGGGCCACACUCUGCAGCUGCAGCAGAUGAACUCCAUCACCUCUUUUCUGGACGCCUCUGUGGUGUACGGCCAUGACGCUGACCUGCAGGCCUCUCUGCGGGGAUCAGAUGGGAAACUGUCUGUCCACCAUGAGUUCAGGGACCCCAGAGGGCGCCCGUACCUGCCCCCAGUCCCCUCUCUGCCCUCUGGAUGCCUACAGGACGUCCGGCACACCGAAGGGCCCAGGGUGGAGUGCUUUCUCGCGGGGGACAGUCGGGUGAACGAAGGCCUGCCCCUCACUUCCCUUCACACUCUGUGGCUCCGAGAACACAACCGCAUCGCACAGGAGCUGAGGACCCUCAACGCUCACUGGAGCUCGGACACGCUGUUUCAGGAGACACGCAAGAUCAUCGGAGCAAUGCACCAGGCCCCGGGAAACAUUUCAAACUAUCUAAGACUUCACACAUCGCUUGACUUCCUCUUCUCAUCAACCCUGAUCUGUGAAAAAAAAAAAAACCAUAAUGCAACACUCACCGUGAUUAUCACCAUGAGGGACUACAUUCCUAAGAUUAUCGGCCCUGUGUCGUACGAACGUCACAUUGGCCCAUACAGAGGGUACGACCCGGACGUGGACCCCUCGGCUUCCAACGUGUUUGCCACAGCUGCCUUUCGCUUCGGUCACGCCGCCAUCUCUCCGACGCUGAGGAGACUCAACCAGAGCUUCCAGGAAGACGAGCGCUGGCCCCAUUUAAGACUGCACCACACAUUCUUCAGCCCCUGGAGGAUAGUCAAAGAAGGGGGAAUUGAACCCGUGCUGAGAGGUCUGAUUGGGACAGCAGCACCGGCUGUUCACGCAGACAUGCUGGUGACCGAGGAGCUCACGGAGAGACUGGUCGUUCUCAAUAUUCCACAGAAAAUGGACCUGGCAGCACUGAAUCUGCAGAGAGGACGGGAACACGGGUUGCCAGGAUACAACAAGUGGAGACAGUUCUGUGGUCUGGCUCCUGUGAGGACAUUAGAAGACUUCUCUGAGGUGGUGGGAGAUGCCAUUGUUGCCAAGAAGAUUCUGGACUUGUACAAACAUCCAAACAACAUCGAUGUGUGGCUUGGAGGACUUGUCGAAAGGUUUCUACCAGGUUCAAGGACCGGCCCGCUCUUUUCGUGUUUGAUCGCAAAGCAGAUGAGAGUGCUUCGUGACGGCGAUAGGUUCUGGUGGGAAGCUGUCGGGCAAUUUGCUCAGCGGCAGAAAAGCGAGCUGUUGAAAACGUCCUUGUCUCGACUCAUUUGCGACAACAGUGAUAUCGCAGAACAUGGAGGGCUGCAGGACUCCGACAGUCCUAAGGCUAAAUCCUGUCUGGCUAGUUUGUCUCGUGACUGUGGUCUCUGCUUCUGCAAACACCACAAGAGGACCAGGACCUCAUACAGAACCUGGAGAAAAACAUACUCUGCAAGAAACCUGCCAGAAACCAAAUCCACAAAAUGA
Molecule: messenger RNA, 2088 nt
Organism: Knipowitschia caucasica
Lineage: Eukaryota; Metazoa; Chordata; Actinopteri; Gobiiformes; Gobiidae
Source: the annotation of a GenBank genome assembly